CGUAAAGCUCAAAAUAGAGCUGCUCAGCGUGCGUUUCGAGAACGUAAAGAGCGCCACACCAAGGAUUUAGAGUCGACAGUUCAUCAGAUACGUGAACAUAGAGACAGGCUUCGGAUUGACAACGAGAGACUCAAGACAGAGUCCGAGAUCAUAAAGUCCGAGAAUUGGUAUCUCAAA
Molecule: messenger RNA, 177 nt
Organism: Phycomyces blakesleeanus NRRL 1555(-)
Lineage: Eukaryota; Fungi; Mucoromycota; Mucoromycetes; Mucorales; Phycomycetaceae
Product: basic-leucine zipper transcription factor
Exons: 1
Cellular component (GO): RNA polymerase II transcription regulator complex
Molecular function (GO): DNA-binding transcription activator activity, RNA polymerase II-specific; transcription cis-regulatory region binding
Source: RefSeq, a predicted model, not a curated record